AUGAGCACCCACCUGCAGUCCAAUGAGAGCAAGAUAAUUCCGGCUUCCAUGCGUCCCGAUGGCUCAUGGCGGAAGGCCCGUCGGUUGAAGGAUGGGUAUGUGCCGCAGGAGGAUGUGCCGCUGUACAAAAUCAGGGGCAAGGACGGAAUAUCCAUAUCCAGGUUCCCCAUACUUACUGAUAUCGAGGAGGGGGAGGGAAAGGAGUGUAACCAGCCAGAAGUCAAUAAAUCCUCCGUUAACAAGGAGGUCUGUUUGAUAUCUAAGACCCUGAGCGAUAUACUGAAAUUGGAUGAUUCUGAAGAGGUGGAUAACAAUUGA
This is a messenger RNA of Drosophila rhopaloa, 318 nucleotides long. Its product is annotated as partner of Y14 and mago-like. Gene Ontology annotation, biological process: exon-exon junction complex disassembly. The transcript has a single exon. The record is from RefSeq and is a predicted model, not a curated record. Gene Ontology annotation, molecular function: RNA binding. Bases 1 to 318 code for a protein of 105 amino acids. Gene Ontology annotation, cellular component: cytoplasm; exon-exon junction complex. NCBI's taxonomy places the organism in Eukaryota, Metazoa, Arthropoda, Insecta, Diptera, Drosophilidae.